Strongylocentrotus purpuratus (purple sea urchin) is the source of this 643-nucleotide messenger RNA. RefSeq names its product 40S ribosomal protein S10. The record is from RefSeq and is a predicted model, not a curated record. Gene Ontology annotation, cellular component: cytosolic small ribosomal subunit. Lineage: Eukaryota; Metazoa; Echinodermata; Echinoidea; Camarodonta; Strongylocentrotidae. Gene Ontology annotation, molecular function: RNA binding; structural constituent of ribosome.
UUGAAAGAUACCGUAGUUUAGAUAAAAUUUGGUAUGCUAAUUAUGACCUAUCGAUGGUCCUUUUCCGUAGAGCUCUGCCAAAGCAGCAAAGAUGUUGAUGCCAAAGGUGAACCGUGUUGCCAUCUACGAGAACCUCUUCAAGGAGGGCGUGAUUGUGGCUAAGAAAGAUUUCUACAGCCCCAAGCAUCCCGAGCUGGAGUCUGUACCAAACCUUCAUGUCAUCAAGGCUUGUCAGUCUCUGAAGUCGCGUGGCUACGUCAAGGAGCAGUUCGCCUGGCGUCACUACUACUGGUACCUCACCAACGAGGGCAUCCAGUACCUCAGGGACUACCUUCAUCUCCCACCAGAAAUCGUUCCUGCCACCCUCAAGCGCCAGCCCCGUACCGAGACCGCCAGGCCCAAGCCUCGAGUCAUCGAGGGCCGUGGUACCGAGAGGGGAGGACCCCCAUCCGAUGGGCAGAGGCAGGAGUACCGACGUGGACCAGGAGGACCAGACAAGAAGGGUGAUGCUGGAGCCGGAGCUACCCAAGACUUCCAAUUCAAAGGAGGCUUUGGACGAGGCAGGUCACAGCCGCCACAGUAAGGAAGCUGCAGGGGGAUAGACAAUGAUCAAUAAAGCGAUGUGUAAAUUAAUGUGACCGCA